Molecule: messenger RNA, 1531 nt
Organism: Marchantia polymorpha subsp. ruderalis
Lineage: Eukaryota; Viridiplantae; Streptophyta; Marchantiopsida; Marchantiales; Marchantiaceae
Source: the annotation of a GenBank genome assembly
GGCCUAGGGAAUCUCAUAUGCCUCCUCUGAGAUUCGCACAGAGUGUCGAUGGACUGCAGAGGAUUUUCUCUACGAGUCUCGGACAGCUUCGACUCCUGAAGGUCACUGCCGAUUUGGGAGAUGUCUCAUCUCAACAAAACUAUAAAGACCUUCCCAGCAGCGGUUAUCUAACAGCAGUCUUGAGUUCUCAGCAUCUCAUGUGCUCCGCUCCAAGCCAUCCGUCCUCUGCUUCAGGCAUCAAGGCGAAUUUUAGAAUCCAAGAACGACUGCACGUCGCACAAAGCAAACUUUAAGGCUUCCUCAACUGCUUGCAGGGAGACAUACGCGCACCAAGUAGCUAAUAUUGCUCCACGCCUCGUCGCAUUUCACUGUAAUUUAGACUUCGGUUUCCAGCUGAAGAUGACAACGAUGUCGACGAGACUCCAGGCUUGCACUUGUUUGUUGUUGGUAGCCAUCGCCAUCUCCUUCAGUGGAGGUGUUGUGGAAGCAAGGAGGCAUAGCGAACAUAAGAAGCUCGAGUUCUACUUGCAUGAGCAAUUUGUGAGUGAGCCGGGAUACCCGGCCACUGAUCUGCUAGCGGCAUCGGCCACGGGCAAUACGUCUACGUACGCUUUCGGAAAUCUCGGAAUAUCAGAGCAGGUCAUCAGGGAAGGGGUAAGCAACACUUCGACCAUCAUCGGCCGAGCCCCAGGAACUUUCCAGCCCAACAUGGAGGAGAGAACCUUCGCUCUGUACAAAUUGUUGACCCUCCAGACACAAAAAUGGAACGGCACCCUCGUCGUCUUCUGCGACUGGCUUUCGGAUGCAGAUUCUAACGAAUGGACCGUCGUGGGAGGAACUGGAACAUUCAGAAUGAAGAGAGGGUACGCGAUCAACACCAAAGCAGCUGGAGGCGCAGGCACCAAUUCCAUCACAUUCAAGUGGGAAAUUUACCUCCAUUGACUACCACGUUGAUUUCAGCAACAUUGCGCUGCAGCUCCGCCUGUGUGGCAAUUGUUUCACUGCCACACAGUGGAACAAUUGUUAUUUGAAUACAGGAGGGCUCUUCGGAACUUAGAAUAGUACUUGUAGGUGAGUUACUUAUCAGUAAGACAUUGGUAAGCUUCAAUUAAGUAGUAUACCUGGAUUUCGCAUACUUCAAUCUCGAGGACUUGCAAAUGAAUUCUGAAUUUGAACAUGCGAUUGUUGCACCGUAGAAGCAUUGUGAUGGGUGCAGUGAGCGCUGUGUCUAGUUGAGUCAUAUCUCCCCGUGCGACAUGAUGUAGAGCUGCAGAUAGCACUGCUGCAGUGCUAUCUGCAGCAGUAUUACUCUUAUAAUACUCUGCAGUGCCACUGCAGAGUAUUUGCGGGAUGCCAUGAGAAGUGAGACUGAGAGGCUCGAAAUUAUGCCACAAUGCAGAACACAAAAGAUGUAGCGUCCAUCACUUUCUCAAUUAUGAAUGGAGGAUUAAUACGUCUCUUUAACUCCUUCAAGCUCUGUUCGUUCGAAGCAGACGAGUAAUAAAAGCUUUUUGGUCAACAGGUCAACAAC